AUGGACAAUAAUCAUUUACGUGGAAUUAUAUUGAAACUUCAAGAUUGUCUAAGUGAUAAUGAUCGACAACGUUUACAUUUUUUUCUUGGUGACGAUGUUCCACGACCAAUUAGAGAUGACCCAACGCUCAAUGGUACUCUCAGAUUGAUGGAAUCACUUUUUGAUCAAGAUAAGAUCAACGAACGAGAUGUCACAUUUUUAAUCAAAGCCUUUCAUGCAAUUCAAUGUAUUGAUGCUGUCAAAAUUCUGAAUGAACACAUGAAACAGAUUCAAUCAAACAGGUUACAUCGAUCAACACAGAGUUUAUCAUCGAUAAUGCCAUCAUUGAUUGAUCAAGUUAUUUUAGAUCAAGAAGAUAGAAAUUCAACUCAAACCUUUUUUCUGAGCCAGACGAACAGUUGCAGUAAAAACAACAAGAUUAUCAAUAGUAACAAUACAAAUAUAAAUCCGCUGACGAUCACUAUCGACAAUAAGAAAAUAUUAUCGGCACAAUCCAAACGAAAUCAAUUAUUUUAUAUGUCAUUCAUUACAAAUAAAUGUUUUUUUUUAAUCGUUCUAUUAUUAAUGAUUGCAGUUGGAAUAUUAGCAUGUGCUUUCUUUAUUAAAAUCAAAGAAAUCAAAGAACUGAAUCAUUCUGUUAAAAAAAUGAAUGGUACUAUUUCCGAAGAACGCAUAAUUAAUAAUCAAACUAUUCUAAAAUUGAAACAUGUUGAAUUCGAAAACAACCAGUUGAACAAGCAAAUAACACUAAUGAAGAAACAGAAAAGUAAAAUAAAUACACUCAUUUCUUAA
This is a messenger RNA of Rotaria socialis, 792 nucleotides long. NCBI's taxonomy places the organism in Eukaryota, Metazoa, Rotifera, Eurotatoria, Philodinida, Philodinidae. The record is from the annotation of a GenBank genome assembly.